Molecule: messenger RNA, 743 nt
Organism: Penaeus indicus
Lineage: Eukaryota; Metazoa; Arthropoda; Malacostraca; Decapoda; Penaeidae
Exons: 4
Coding region: 90-422 (110 amino acids)
Cellular component (GO): extracellular region
Molecular function (GO): peptidase inhibitor activity
Source: RefSeq, a predicted model, not a curated record
UCCACUCCUCCCGCUGGCCUAGGUCGUGUCUUCAGUCCUCUGGGAUUAUUUCUUCGUUCGCUCGUCCUUCACGAUUUGCAGCCUCCACGAUGAAGAUGGACGAGACUCUUCGUAACUUGGUCCUGGUACAUGAGAUCGGACGAAAAAACAAAUUCAGCGUGGCUGUUCUCCUGGCCUCCACAGCAGCCGUGACGGUCGCCAUCAGUAACAAACCCCCUUCCUUAAGCACGUCGAACAUCGGGGAAGCAAAGACGACGGCUGGCAAAGUGAAGACGAACAGAAGGCCGCGCCUGGAGAUUGCCUGCUCCGCCAGCGCCUCCCCCAUCGCCUGCACCAACGACGCCAAGUGCCCAGCCUCCAGGAAAUGUUGUUUCGACUCUUGCAAACAACGCCAUGUCUGCCAUCUUCCUUCUCCUUUGUAAUGUCAUCUUCACCAUCAUGUCUUCGCGUUAUCAUGUUUCAUCCUGCACUGUCAACAUCAUGUCUAUAGGUUGUCAUUAUUCUAUCCAUCUCCCGUUGCCACACCAUGCUCUCUCUCUCCUCUUCGCAUUUCUAUAUAAGUAAUAUGCGAUUUUCCUCCUCACGAGAGCGUGUUGCUUGUGACAAAGUGUACAAAGAAUUGUUUUUUUUUGUGUGUGUGUGAAGUAAGUCAGGUACGUUGUGUUUUGAAGCAAGUGAAACAUCAUUUAGUGCCUCAUAUCCGAAAUGAUUUAGUUUGUAUCGUAAUAAAUAUUUAUUUAUCA